Messenger RNA from Amoebophrya sp. A120, 282 nucleotides. The record is from the annotation of a GenBank genome assembly. NCBI's taxonomy places the organism in Eukaryota, Dinophyceae, Syndiniales, Amoebophryaceae.
AGGGAUAAAUCUUCGCUAUCGCAUUUUUUCGCGCUCAACCGGUUUGAGAAAAAAAGCAAUUAGCUGGGGAAAGCUACUACUUCAAACACAACUCUCACACAGUCACAUCCUGCACAAAAACAUCGGAGCUUUUGCUCGUAAGAAGUGUAGUAGGGACUUAAAAGUAAGAAACAGGAAGAAAAGUAGAAAACCUGCUUUCAACGAACAAAAAUCUUCAAGAUCAUGGCUAUGAAGAUGCAGAAGGUCGCGAUCGUCGCUGUCGCCGCUCUCAACCCCCUGGGC